Hyposmocoma kahamanoa is the source of this 429-nucleotide messenger RNA. RefSeq names its product endocuticle structural glycoprotein SgAbd-5-like (gene CPR25). The transcript has 2 exons. The record is from RefSeq and is a predicted model, not a curated record. Gene Ontology annotation, molecular function: structural constituent of chitin-based larval cuticle. NCBI's taxonomy places the organism in Eukaryota, Metazoa, Arthropoda, Insecta, Lepidoptera, Cosmopterigidae. The coding region runs from base 133 to 429 and encodes 98 amino acids. Gene Ontology annotation, cellular component: chitin-based extracellular matrix.
CGUCUAUUUCUAUAUCAAAAUUGGUUCAGUGGUUUAAGCGUGGGAAUGUAACAGAGUUAUAUUCACAUUUAUAAUAUUAAUUUGUAUUAAUAAUUAUUGCCUCUACAUGUCUGGCAACAGAAAUUGUUCUUCAUGAGUUUGCUGGUGGCGGCUGCCCUCAGUGCAGAUUCAGAUAAGCCCAAAGUAGAGAUCAUCACUGAAGCGACGUUUGUUAGGGAAGAUGGCUACAACUUUGUCUACAAAACAAGUGACGGGGUAUCACGCGAAGAAGAAGCCCAGCUUAUCACAGUGGGAGAACAUAAAGGCAUUGGCGUUAGAGGCUCUUAUUCCUACCUCGGUCCAGAUGGCCAGGAGUACCAGGUUACUUUCACGGCUGAUGACAAAGGCUACAACCCACAGAUUCGUGUUAUUCCUAAAGGAAGUCAAUAA